CAGUUUCAUGGAGGGGAUUCCUAGCACUUCUCUCGCCUUAUUCAUCACUGGAAAAUGAAGAGGACCCAGAUGAAGAUGAUGAUGUAGCAAAUAUAUAUGUAUGGUAUUAAUAUUUCAAAGAGAAACAAUUGAUUUAAUACCUUGCUGGUCAUCCCCUUUUAUCUUCUAAUGUUUAUUAAUCUAGGAGGUUCUGUUAAGCUCUCAACAUAUGCUAGGUCCAGGCAACAUGUUGCUAGCAAAAUUUGUGGAACUUUAAAUUAUGUAAGCAACAUCUUGCCAGAAAUAGCAGCAUGUUGCUUACAAGACCAAAGCAACCACAAAUGUUGUUAGUGACAUGUUGCCUAGUGUAUGCUGGGCUUUAAGUAUUGGCCUAAAGAAUACUCACAUCAGGUCCAGAAAUUGCAAUGGAAUGAGGGGUCAUGGCAUCGUUAAUAAUAUUCAUUGAAGUUUAAGUAUAUUCAUUAUUAUUAAUUGAAUAUUUCUAUGGUUACAAUGGCGAGAUUUUCUGCAGGGAAGACGAGUGGCUAUUAUAGUGGUAUUUUUUGUGCUACAGAGGUAGCUCAAGAGCCAUUAGACAGUACUGAUUGUGAGGAUGUAUAUGAAGUGGAGAGACUCGUGGAAAGCAAGACAAGAAGAGGCAAAACUUACUACUUAGUGCUUUGGAAGGGCUUUCCAAAGGAGGAAUCUUUUUGGGUGUUAUCCAGUGAUGUCACAGAAUUUGCAAAAAGGAUGUAUGAAAAUCCCUGUCCUGGCAAUAGAAUUACAAUGGACUCUGUCAGUGAUCUAGUAGCAGAAAUACAUAAAAGUCUAUCAAAAGGAUUGUUGAAAAACAACUCAUUUAGUUUACCGUUCCAACGACAUGUCUUUAAUUACUUGUUUCAACAGAGAGGAAAGAAAGUCAAGAAUAAACCAGGAAGACUUUAUGAAAGAUCUGACUUUUCUUCACAAUAUUUUAGUGAUGACAACUUCAGUUAUUUCAACAAGGAAGGAGAAGGGUGCUUUGUACUCUUCCCAAUAUAUAUGUACAGUUUUGUACAGUUUAGUCACCCCCAUUAUGAUAGUGCUAAGAAUCUUUGUAAGAGAAACUUUACUGAGACUUUAAGAAUUAAACUUGUAAAAUCACGUUCCUAAUAAUUGUUUAUUACUUAUAAUGACUUGUACAUCAU
Amphimedon queenslandica is the source of this 1166-nucleotide messenger RNA. RefSeq lists its product as uncharacterized. The record is from RefSeq and is a predicted model, not a curated record. NCBI's taxonomy places the organism in Eukaryota, Metazoa, Porifera, Demospongiae, Haplosclerida, Niphatidae. The transcript has 3 exons. The coding region runs from base 484 to 1131 and encodes 215 amino acids.